Messenger RNA from Camelina sativa (false flax), 774 nucleotides. NCBI's taxonomy places the organism in Eukaryota, Viridiplantae, Streptophyta, Magnoliopsida, Brassicales, Brassicaceae. The record is from RefSeq and is a predicted model, not a curated record.
GCUAUGCUUAGCUUCAUCUACACUGAUGUACUUCCUGAUGUGCAUGAAAUUACUGGGUCAGCUUCUGCUAGUUCGUUCACAAACAUGAUACAACAUCUCUUGGCAGCUGCUGAUCUCUAUGACCUUGCAAGGUUAAAGAUAUUAUGUGAAGUUCUGCUUUGCGAAAAACUUGAUGUUGAUAAUGUGGCAACAACACUUGCCCUUGCUGAACAGCACCAAUUCUUCCAGCUCAAAACGUUCUGCUUAAAAUUUGUUGCAUCUCCAGCCAACUUGGGAGCUGUAAUGAAGUCUGAAGGGUUCAAGCACUUGAAACAGAGCUGUCCCACUUUGUUAUCUGAGUUGUUGAACGCUGUUGCAGCAGCAGAUAAGAGCUCGACGAGUGGACAAUCGAACAAGAAAAGAAGUGCGAGCAGUGUCUUAGGGUGUGACACUACAAAUAUGAGGCAAGUGAGAAGGAGGACAUAGGAUUCAAUCCAAAUGAUAGUAGUAAGCUUUCCUCGCGCCUUGUUUUGACAGUUUCAAAUGAACUCUGGUGCUACUUUACUGAUCUGGAAGCAAAGCAUAAACCAAGUUUGGUUUGCUCAACCUCGUUAUUGUAAUGAAUAAUUAUUGUUCGUAGUAUGUCAACAGUAGUGUAAAGCUUUUAGGCAAUAGACAUCUGAUUACUUUUCAGUAAGUAUCUUGUCUUUGUCUUUGAAUUCUCUUCAGUUUUAGAGCUGUUUCCGUGUUUGUAGAAAAAAAAGCUUAUUAUAUAUAUAUAAUUGAAUCGUAAAA